Messenger RNA from Tripterygium wilfordii, 1346 nucleotides. RefSeq lists its product as uncharacterized. The coding region runs from base 374 to 1180 and encodes 268 amino acids. Lineage: Eukaryota; Viridiplantae; Streptophyta; Magnoliopsida; Celastrales; Celastraceae. The transcript is spliced from 2 exons. The record is from RefSeq and is a predicted model, not a curated record.
GCUUACGCGCAUAUUGGAGAAGGUUGUCAGAUCUUCGAAAGUCACAACCAAAGAGACCCGAAAGACAGAGAGGAAGAGACACAGAGAGGGUCCUCCGAUACCCUCUUCUUCAUCUUCUUCUCUCUCGUGAACGUCUCCGUGUUCCUUUCGAGAUCCUCUCUCGGUCUCUCUUCAAUUUGACGCAUCUUGGACAGGCUCUUCUCGGGACAGUCUUUGAUCGUCUUGGUUUGGUUACUUUCUGCAAAUAUUGCUAUUGGCAGUAAUAUGUCAGAAAAUGUUUCUGCAAAGGUCCAGGAUGGUAUAUAAUGGUGUCUGUUGUUGAGGUAACACAAUUAGCUUAGCAAGUGAUGUGCUUUGUAUAAUCACGAGGAAUAUGUGGAAUUUUACAUCCAGUGGCGAAUCUGGGAAUGUUAGAUUGAAGAAUAACUAUCUAAAGCAAACUCAGGGUGCUUCAGAAUGCUCAGAUGAUGAGCUUUCAUCUACUGUUAGUAGGGAGGAAGGUCUGGAGUGCCCAAUUUGCUGUGAAUCCUUCAAUAUUUGUGAAAAUGUACCCUAUGUGUUAUGGUGUGGCCAUACCCUGUGUAAAAAUUGCAUCUUUGGACUGCAAUGGGCUGUUGUGAAAUUUCCUACUCUACCAAUUCAGCUUCCGCUCUUUAUAUCCUGCCCAUGGUGCAAUGUAUUAUGCUUUCGUCUGGUAUACAAAGGGAACCUCAGGUUCCCUAGGAAGAAUUACUUUUUACUUUGGAUGGUUGAGAGCAUGAAUGGUGAUAGACUGAAGUCUCAUGAUGGCUUAUGUGAAGACCACCACCAUCCCAAUUGGACAUCAAGCUGCAGUUUAGCCCCGGGAAUUCAGGUGAGCCAUGGUAAUGUUAGGAGGGGACGGCACAUUCGUAAUCCGGAGCCAUCAGUUCCAAACCACAAUGGAAGUCAUGCCGCUUAUAUCAAUGCUGAAAGACUCCAUGCUUCGCUUCGGAAGUCCCUGGUUUUCUUUGUUCAUCUGACAGCAAAGUUUCCAUUGGUCCUCAUAUUUAUUCUGAUCGUCCUAUAUGCAAUACCUGCCAGUGCAGCCAUCUUGGCCCUGUACUUUCUUGUCACAGUUCUUUUUGCUUUUCCAUCAUUUCUUAUACUGUAUUUUGCAUUUCCUAGUUUGGAUUGGCUUGUGAGGGAAAUCAUAACGUGAGAUUGGUGUUAGGUUCUUUGUUUGUAAGCACUGUGAAUAGAAGUUUGCAAUAAGCACCUCAAUUGAAAUAUGCAUUGGCUGAAACUCCAACUCUGUUAUUUCAUGAGUUCCCAAGGUUUUAAUGGUACUGACGCUUUGGAUUCCGAGUUGCCGGAUCUUACUUUUU